Notothenia coriiceps (black rockcod) is the source of this 1383-nucleotide messenger RNA. Its product is annotated as protocadherin alpha-10-like. Gene Ontology annotation, biological process: homophilic cell-cell adhesion. The transcript has a single exon. NCBI's taxonomy places the organism in Eukaryota, Metazoa, Chordata, Actinopteri, Perciformes, Nototheniidae. The record is from RefSeq and is a predicted model, not a curated record. Gene Ontology annotation, cellular component: plasma membrane. Gene Ontology annotation, molecular function: calcium ion binding. The annotation marks the transcript as partial.
CUGCUGAUAGAAAUAAUUGAUGUGAAUGACAAUGCCCCGGAAAUAUCUGUGACGUCACUCAUGACCCCAGUAAAAGAAGAUGCAGAAAUGGGCACAAUAGUUGCUUUGGUUACAGUAAGUGAUAAAGAUGGAGGAAGCAAUGGUGUGACUAACUGUAAGGUAGUGGGAUCUUUUCCUUUUAAGCUGAAGUCCAACUACAAAAAUGACUAUUCAUUAGUAGUAGAUGGAGCACUGGACAGAGAAAACAUUUCUCUUUACAAUGUCACAAUUACAGCAACAGAUGAGGGAAAUCCACCUCUGUCCAGUAUCAGAGUCAUUACUGUUCAUGUGUCUGAUGUCAAUGAUAAUGCACCUCGAUUUGUGGAGCCUGUGAUUAAUGUUUAUGUGAAAGAAAACAGUGCAGUAGGCUCAGUUAUUCAUACAAUACGGGCCUUUGAUCCUGACUUAGACAGAAAUUCACAGCUGACUUAUAAGUUGUUAGAUAGUUCCCCAAAAAAUAUUCCUAUUUCAUCCGUUUUAAACAUCAACUCAGAGACUGGAGAUAUAGUAAGCCUGCAGUCUUUUAACUAUGAGGAGUUAAACACGUUUCAGUUUAAAGUCCAGGCCACAGACUCUGGUGUUCCUCCUCUCAGCAGCAACGUGACUGUGAACGUUUUAAUUCUGGAUGAAAAUGACAAUAAUCCAACAGUCCUCGCGCCCUAUUCUGAGCACGGCUCCGUUAACAGUGAGAGCAUCCCCUAUUCUGCUGAGGCGGGAUACUUUGUGGCAAAGAUCAGGGCUGUAGACGCAGACUCUGGAUACAAUGCGCUGCUUUCCUAUCACCUCUCUGAGCCCAAAGGAAACAACCUCUUCCGGAUCGGAACCAGUAGCGGAGAAAUCAGGACUAAGAGGAGAAUGAGUGACAAUGACCUGAAAACUCACCCCUUGGUGGCGUUGGUUUCUGAUAACGGAGAGCCCUCCCUGUCAGCUACUGUCUCUAUUGAUGUGGUGGUGGUUGAAAGCACAGCUGACAUCCAGACUCAGUUCAGACAUGUGCCCAUACAGGAGGAGAGCUUCUCUGAUUUGAACCUGUAUCUGCUGAUCGCCAUUGUGUCGGUGUCAGUGAUCUUUCUGCUGAGCCUCAUCAGUUUAAUAGCUGUCAAAUGCCACAGGACAGACGGCAGUUUCAGCAGGUACAGCGCCCCAAUGAUCACCACCCACCCUGACGGGAGCUGGUCUUACUCUAAAUCUACUCAGCAGUACGACGUGUGUUUCAGCUCAGACACAAUGAAGAGUGACGUAGUGGUUUUCCCCGGACCGUUUCCGCCUGUAGAUGGUGAACUGAUCAGUAUUAACGGAGGAGACACUUUCACCAGAACUCAGACUUUACCCAACCAAGACAAG